GCCCGCGGGGCUUCUCCGCGGGUGCGGGGAGGAGCGGCGGGUGAAGGGGGCACGACGACAAGGUGCCCGGUGCGUGCGGAGCCGGGCGGCACCUGCCGGGACCCGGGCGGGGAGCAGAGCCCACCCGAAGUUACGGGGCAGGCGGUGAUGAAUCGAUGCCGACACGGACAUGCUCUGCAUUGACGUCACAAUGACACGGUGAAGCCGAAGACAGGAGCUGGGAACGGUUCUUCUCCUUCACUUUUGAUAAUCGAGUGAAUUUGUCGCCACUCUGUUCUUUCCAGCAUGGCUAAGAGUGCAGAAGUGAAGCUGGCGAUAUUUGGUCGAGCUGGCGUGGGCAAGUCAGCUCUUGUUGUACGCUUCCUGACCAAACGGUUCAUCUGGGAAUAUGACCCAACGCUAGAGUCUACAUAUCGUCACCAGGCUACCAUUGACGAUGAAGUGGUUUCCAUGGAGAUACUAGAUACAGCUGGUCAGGAGGACGCUAUUCAGAAAGAAGGACAUGUGCGAUGGGGUGAAGGCUUUGUGCUGGUUUACGACAUCACGGACAGAGGCAGCUUUGAGGAAGUGCUGCCACUUAAGAACUUGUUGGAUGAGGUUAAAAAACCCAAAAACGUCACCCUGAUCCUGGUGGGGAACAAAGCAGACUUGGAUCACUCCAGGCAGGUCAGCACAGAGGAAGGUGAAAAGCUGGCCACAGAACUAGCAUGUGCUUUUUAUGAGUGCUCUGCUUGCACAGGAGAGGGCAACAUUAUGGAGGCCUUCUAUGAGCUCUGUCGUGAGGUGCGGCGUCGAAAGAUGGUCCAGGGCAAGACUCGGAGACGAAGCUCCACCACCCACGUCAAGCAGGCAAUUAAUAAGAUGCUUACCAAAAUCAGCAGCUAAAAAGAGCUGUACGAAGCCAGAGAAGCAUUUUAGAGUAUAUUAGCUUGGAGUAGGGAUGAGGCAGGCAGAGCACAUUUAAUUAAAAAUGGUCAAAGCUUUGCAAUUAAAAAAAAUAGAAAAGACAAGCCACACUACUUUUUUGAGUAACAUGGGGUCAGACUUUUUUCUGGUUUCAAGAUGUAUGUAGCCACACUGCUUCUGGCUAACAUAAAGGAAGGAAAAAAAAAAAAAGGCAAAAUCGAAAGGACUAGAUGAUUGUGCUUUUACAAGGCUGGCACCAAUCCCCUGCAAGUCAGUAGUGCCUAAACAUCAUUUCCAGCCAGCCAGCUGCUCAGUAGCCAUUGGAGAGAAUGAUUCAGUCCCCAGUCCAUCAACAACCAUCACAACUGGUGUUCUCAAGGACUGAAUACAUGUAGAGGCUGCUGCGUUUUACUAGAAAGUUCAUCUGACACCUUUCACCAGCUCUAAAUUGGUGCAUUGUGUGCUUUUACUCCAAACUGACCUUCCUUGUUGUUAUUUUUGUCAAAUCGAUGAGUGCUGGUGUUCUUAGCGAGGUAUGCAAAAAAAUACAGGAAAGGUCUCUUUCAUGGAGCAUUUAGCCAGCAAGACACACAUUUCAACAGAGCUGAAGUUCAGCUGCUUUCCCAGAGUCUCUGAAACUGCAGAAUUCAUCAAGAAACAAUCAGCUAGUCCAGUGGCAUUUCAGCAUUUCUGCCUCAAAGCACAGUACUGUGUUAGGGGAAAUGGGAGUUUAUGUGUUGGGAAAUUACACUAAAAAAAUAACCAUAUUACUAUUGAUUUAGUUAUGGGUAGUUUUUCGCUUUUGUUUGCUUUUUUGUUUUGGUCUAAUUUCAAUUCAAGUAGUUCUUCUUAUUCUAUCUUAUACCAAAAAAGAACUGAAUCCAUGGGAAGGCAAGUGUUUAAAGUCUAAGCCCAAAUGUAAAUCAGAUGUGAAUGGCCUCUACCAUAUCAAAAGGCCAUAAUUUCCAGCUGUUUAAACUUCCAGAUGUUGCUUGAAGCACUCUGUCAUUUAGACUAGCACAGUUCUUUUGUGACUCUACUUGGCACAUUCAACUGAAAGUGCAUUUUUAUCAGAUUUUUGUGCCUGGCAUAAAAGGUGUCCAGUUUUUUCUCCUCCCUUCUGCUCCCUCAUGCAUUUCUUUUAAGCCAGUUUUGCCUUGUUACUUGGCUUGUUAACCUUUUGCUAAGAGAUGCAAGACCAAGACUGAAAGACACUCAUUCAGAUUGUGCUUGUCUCCCACCAGUUGUGUUGCAUCCCUUUAGGCAGCAUGGUGUGCAGCUCAGACUGACACUGUGUAGAACCACAGCAAAAGGUUGGAGGUUGGGAUGACUAAUGGGAAUAUCAGCAUUAUUCUCCUUUGAGGAACAGCCUUCUUGUAGCAACUACUUACGACUUUAUUCUCCACUGCUUUGGACUUCAUAUGGUUAUUUGACUCUGUAAGGAAGUAACACCAAAAGGCUAUCAACCACAAACUGCCACAGAUGUAUGAGAGUGAGGGUAUCUGGUUGGAUAGCACUUUAUACAGCUAUAGGUAGCCAUAUAAGAGGUGGAAGUGGCUGGAGAAUCAAGGCUGUAUAUCCCUGUGGACAGAGAAAAGUCCCAAGUCAGGACUUUCCAAAAGGAUUCUCUUAAAAGUAUUUUACCAAAGCGAAAUUUUUUUAAACAUUCUCUCACCCAUAUCUUUUACCAAACCAGCACUGAAGAACAUCACAUUCAGGUGUAUAUUUUAUUUGUAUUGUUGUUUAUUUUCUCUGUUUCCCACAUUCUAGACAGGGAAAAUUCAGUCCACUCUUCUGGAAUCAAUACCUAUAGUUUGGCCCUCAAAUUCAGGUAUGUUACUGUACACCAGCCACACACGCCGCAAUGCAAUCUUCGCCGUGUGCUCCUGGGAAGGGGGUUCUUCCAGCAGGUGGUGUCACUAUCUCCAUGACACACCUGUGCCCAAACUAUUGGUCGCAUCUUUAACUUUUGUUUGGGAAAAAAAAGAAGUAGUUUUGCCAUUUUUAGUCCUUUUACUAACACAGAACCAAUAUGAGUGUAAACGAAAGAGCUACUGUUCACACAUCAGUAAUCAUUAGCUGAAGGUCUGAACUUGCAAACAUGUAUGUUACAUUAGGAGCCAGACUGAGCAUUUCACCAAGUCAUUCUGUUAUCUUUCAAACCAGUGCUGUUGCACAAAUCUGAAGUAAACAAAAUCCUUACCUUCAAUCCCAUGACAACAGAGCUGAGAGGAAAGUCUCUAUGUUGGUAUGCUAAGCAAUGGAUUUAUCCCUCUCUAAGACAACUUCAACAGUUCUCUUCUCUGAAAGCCUUUCUUGAGGUUCAGGGUUGAGCUGCAUUUAAUAUACAAAAAGGUAAUAUAUGACUGACAAGAGAAAUAAAUUAAUCAUAUUUAUAUUAGGAGAGGUAAAAGGAAGGAGGGGCUGUUAUGGCCCUAAUACUUUCCAAAAGAAGCCCAGCAAAUUGUAUCUUCUUUUAUACCGUCUGUAUGAAGAACUUAUAAAAUCCUGGUGAAAGAAAAUGUUCCACUGUGCAAAUAUGACUUGUUACAUAAGGAACCUCUAAUAAAAAUAGUAACAUUCCUUUGCAAAGGCUGAAUUUGGAAAGGGCUGAACAUGAUAAACACAUGGUCAAAAGGAGGCUGCUGUUUUGUGACCUUUCCUCCCACACAAAUACAAAUUUCUUUACUUAAUUGCUCAUUAAUUUUUUUUUCCUUGGUCUAAUGGCCUGCUUGUCAAGCCAGAUAUAUUAUAGUAUAUUGUAAUCUCUUGAUACAUAUUACAUAGUAUUAAAUGCAAUCUGGUUUACUGUUGCUCACAAUGUUGCAACAUAUUAUUGGCUAUGCUAUAAAUGUGUCAUAUUUCUACAAUGUGCAAAUUGAGCCAAGAAGUGCCCAAGCAUUGAAAAGGCCAAAUGCAACAUGAACCCACAUUCAGAAGCCUUUCCGCAGCAGACAUCAACAGUUUAAAUUAUGUUCUACUGCUGCUAUUUGAAUGUACAUAUAUGAUGCUAAAGUUAAAUUCCUCUCCUCUGCCUGUUAUCAUUUUUGUGGAGAGAGGAUGGGAAGGACGAUAAACAAAGGGUGAGGAAAGGUGAAACGGAUGCUUGUUACCUACAACAAGUUGAUUGUCAUUUAUGAAGUUUUUAAAUAUUUAUCUUCAAUUGAUGAAGAGUUAGUCAUGCCCAUGCUGCAAGACCUGGAUCAGGAAUCAAGACUUCCCUAGAACUUUGAGAAUCUUCAUAUCUGGGGGUUCAGUGCAACCACAGAUGGAAGUGAGGAUCAGCCACUGAGUUUGCACCUGGAUCCAGACAAGUUGUCCCCAAACCUGGGGAUAGUUGCAUCUGGCAGUUUGCUACAAGGCUAGUUGAUUUUUAUAUAUAUAAUGAUCUGUAUGCAUUUUUACAUUAAAAAUAUGAAAGCUUGUGCUUGUAGAUAAUAUAUAAGAAAAAAAUAAAAAUAAAAAAUAGUGCUCUCUAUACUGAACUCU
Messenger RNA from Phalacrocorax carbo (great cormorant), 4395 nucleotides. The record is from RefSeq and is a predicted model, not a curated record. NCBI's taxonomy places the organism in Eukaryota, Metazoa, Chordata, Aves, Suliformes, Phalacrocoracidae.